Aspergillus thermomutatus is the source of this 513-nucleotide messenger RNA. RefSeq lists its product as uncharacterized. The record is from RefSeq and is a predicted model, not a curated record. Bases 1 to 513 code for a protein of 170 amino acids. The transcript has a single exon. NCBI's taxonomy places the organism in Eukaryota, Fungi, Ascomycota, Eurotiomycetes, Eurotiales, Aspergillaceae.
AUGGAAGACUGGGAGAAGGACGAGUUUCUCGACUUUUGGGUCACCGAAAACGUUGGAAUCGAGUAUCAUGCUGUUGUGCCCCCAGAAAACCAGGCCGAGGACGCAAAAUCUCCAGCUAGAAAUGAUGCUGGAGCUGAAAACAAGGACAACCAAGAUCUCAUCAAACAUGGACUCGGAAUCCGACUCCAAGAGGGUGACGUCGCUGAAAACGAAAGCAAGGGCUUUCAAUUUCCGGCUGGAGUCAACCCAGCUGCUGAGAACGCGAAUGUUCAGAAUCCCGUCGAAGUUGACAUAGGAUCCGAAGAUAGAGGUGGGGCCCCCGUCGAAUCUGCUGCGCCUGAAGGCCCCAUGACGCGAGAGGAAAUAAUGUCUAAAUGGUUUUCUGGCCUCGGCAAGCCUGAUCCGCGCGUUCCUGAGGAGGACGCGAGCGCUCAAGGGCUUGAAAGAGCGUGUGACACAGCGGAGCAGGAACAUUGGUUUUACGAGCCGUCGAGCGGCACGUUCAUCAGAUAG